Molecule: messenger RNA, 1233 nt
Organism: Closterium sp. Yama58-4
Lineage: Eukaryota; Viridiplantae; Streptophyta; Zygnematophyceae; Desmidiales; Closteriaceae
Source: the annotation of a GenBank genome assembly
AUGCACCCCCGUGUUUGCCAGCCUAUUCCCACAAGACCACUCUGUGAUUCCUUCCGCUUUCUCUCUGUGUGCACACAUGUGUGCCAUGAUGCCAUCACCAUGCGUGCUCAUGUGCACAUGCCAUCACCAUGCGUGCUCAUGUGCACAUGCCAUCACCAUGCGUGCUCAUGUGCACAUGUCAUCACAUCACACGUACAGGAGGUGCCUGCCACUGACGCCCAGACAACUCUCUCCCAUCUCCUCUCCUUCCUCCACAUUCUCGUAUCCCCACCCAUUGCUCUCGCCACCACGCCCACACGCCCUUCUCACCCACCACCGCUGCAGCAGCAGCAGGGUGCGCGGGAAACAGCGGCGGCAGCGGCGGCAGAGGAGGAGAGAAGAGGACACGAGCGUGCAGACGAUGAUGGAACAGGAGGAGGUGGGGAGGGCGGAGAAGACAGGGGCAGUGAUUGUGGUGUUGGGAGGGUGACGGGGAGCGGCAGAGGAGCAGUGGUGGUGAUGCAGGGUGAUGCUGCGUUGAGGGCAUGCCAUCUGGCUGUUGGGCUACCCCGUGGUAUAUCUGCUGCCCUCCCUGCCCCCCUGCACGCCUCACCUGAGCCGUUCCCCUCAGAGCAGCUUGCAGUGCCGCCCGGUGAAGCCAUGGCUCGCUGCUUUGCUGCCACUCCGCUCUCCGUGCUCUCUGUCUCCGCUGCCUGCAGUGCAGGGGAGAACAGCAGUGAGGGGUCAAGGCCGCAUGAUUCACAGACGCAUGGCUCCCUCCUUACCACCAACACCCCUACCCACGAGCUGCUGAGGUUCUCCGUCCCAUCCUUCCUGCUGUCUGUGCCAGACACACCAUCCCCACACCUGCACUAUCCCUGGCUACGCUCACUCCUCGCCACCCUCCAAUCAAGAGUCGCCAGCUGUCCCAGUGCACGCUACGGAGCGCCUAACGAGGGUGUUGAAACGGAGGAUGGCAGGAGGGACAGUGGGGGAAGUGGGAGCAGUAGUACAAUAGGAGUGCCGAAUGGCAGUGCGGGGGUUGGUGCUGCUGCAUGCAAGAAAGAAGGGACGGAGAAGCUGCAAGAGGAAAGGGAGACGACGAGCUGCUGUACAGGGGCCAUCAUGUGCCAGGUGUGGAAAGAGAGGCAGCAGCAGGCGCACACUGAGGAGAGGCACAGCAGUGCCUGGUGGUGCUGGGAGCAGCUGACAGUGGCCGUUACCCCUGCUGAGACAUCAGCAGUAGUUCUGUAG